CUCUCGGCUGCGGGCUACCCUCGCCAGCUCGUCCGUUGUGUACUGGCGUCUGCCGGGGCUCGGAUCCUCCCCGGAUCGAGGCAGGGCUGGACCCUUGGCCGGUGCGAUCUGAUUUGGACACUAGCUGUGGUUCUUUCGGCGAGCGCGAGCCCAGGCGAGGCUGGAGGUGCGCGCUUGCUCGGCAAGGUGGCUUUCAGAGGGCGCAGCGCGCUACCUCGGUAGAGGCGCACUGCUCUGGUGCUCUGGGUCCAGGUGCCUGCUGGCCACUGUCUAGGAAGGUGUGUGCAAGCCAGAGAAGCAUGAGGACGCUGGAAGACUCCUCAGGGACAGUCCUGCACCGCCUCAUCCAGGAGCAGCUGCGCUAUGGCAACCUGACAGAGACGCGCACACUGCUAGCCAUCCAGCAGCAGGCCCUGCGGGGUGGGGCUGGCGCUGGGGGCACGGGGAGCCCCCAGACCUCCCUGGAAAUCUUGGCACCCGAGGACAAUCAGGUGCUACAGCAGGCCACCAGGCAGGAGCCCCAGGGCCAGGAGCACCAGGGUGGUGAGACCCACCUGGCAGAGAACACCCUCUACCGGCUGUGCCCACAGCCCAGCAAGGGUGAGGAGCUGCCUACCUAUGAGGAGGCCAAAGCCCACUCGCAGUACUAUGCAGCCCAGCACGCAGGGCCACGGCCACACGUUGCAGAACGGGACCCUCGUGGGGCCCCAGGAGGCAGCCACCGGCAGGAUGAAGCCCUGCGGGAGCUGAGGCACGGGCAUGUGCGCUCGCUGAGUGAACGGCUCCUGCAGCUGUCCUUGGAGAGGAACGGUGCCCGCGUCCCCAACCACAUGAGCUCCUCUCACAGCUUCCCACAGCUGGCUCGCAGCCAGCAGGGCCCUCCACUCCGGGGUCCUCCUGCUGAGGCCCCAGAGUCCCGUGGACCCCCACCACAGUACCCACACGUUGUCCUGCCUCAUGAGACCGCUGCUGUUGCUGACCCAAGGUACCGCACCCGAGGCAGCCCGCACUUCCAGCAUGCUGAAGUCAGGAUCCUGCAGGCCCAGGUGCCUCCUGUGUUCCUCCAGCAGCAGCAGCAGUACCAGUACCUGCAGCAGCCCCAGGAGCACACUCUCCCCCCACAUCCGGCAGUUCUCAGUCAUGGCCCUCUGGGAGUGGAGGGACCCGCAAGUGCCCAGGCCUCCUUGGCCACCGUAGGGAGUGCCCACCUGACCCAGAUGGAGGCUGUGUUGAGAGAGAAUGCCAGGCUGCAGAGGGACAAUGAGAGGCUGCAGAGGGAGCUGGAGAGCUCGGCAGAAAAAGGGAGCCGCAUUGAAAAGCUGGAGAGUGAAAUCCAGCGGCUCUCUGAAGCCCAUGAGAGCCUGACAAGAGCCUCUUCCAAGCGCGAGGCCCUGGAGAAGACCAUGCGGAAUAAGAUGGACAGUGAAAUGAGGCGGUUGCAGGACUUCAACCGCGAUCUUCGAGAGAGAUUGGAAUCUGCAAACCGCCGCCUGGCAAGCAAGACACAGGAGGCCCAGGCGGGCAGUCAAGACAUGGUGGCCAAGCUGCUUGCUCAGAGCUACGAGCAGCAGCAGGAGCAGGAGAAGCUGGAGCGUGAGAUGGCCCUGCUGCGCGGUGGUAUUGAGGACCAGCGGCGACGGGCUGAGCUGCUGGAGCAGGCUCUGGGCAACGCACAGGCCCGCGCAGCACGGGCGGAGGAGGAGCUACGCAAGAAACAGGCCUAUGUGGAGAAGGUGGAGCGGCUGCAGCAGGCCCUGGGGCAGCUGCAGGCCGCCUGUGAGAAGCGAGAGCAGCUGGAGCUGCGUCUUCGGACCCGCCUGGAGCAGGAGCUGAAGGCCCUGCGUGCACAGCAGAGACAGGCGGGCACCCCCAGUGGGGGCAACAGCAAUGGUGGGUCCCCAGAGCUCAGUGCCCUUCGACUGUCAGAACAACUUCGGGAGAAGGAGGAGCAGAUCCUGGCGCUGGAGGCUGACAUGACCAAGUGGGAGCAGAAGUAUUUGGAGGAGCGCGCCAUGCGACAGUUUGCCAUGGAUGCAGCUGCCACUGCAGCCGCCCAGCGUGACACCACUCUCAUCCGACACUCCCCCCAGCCCUCGCCCAGCAGCAGCUUCAAUGAGGGACUACUCACCGGGGGUCACAGGCAUCAGGAGAUGGAAAGCAGGCUAAAGGUGCUCCAUGCCCAGAUCCUGGAGAAGGAUGCUGUGAUCAAGGUCCUUCAGCAGCGCUCCAGGAAGGACCCUGGCAAGGCUGCCCAGGGCUUCCUGCGGCCAGCCAAGUCGGUGCCAUCCAUCUUUCCAGCUGCGGCGGCAGGGACCCAGGGCUGGCAAGGACUCUCAUCACGUGAGCAGCAAGCAGAUUCACCUGCCCGGCUGAUGAUGGAGAGGACACCCAUGGAGGAGCCGGUGGCCGUGGCUCUCCUCCCUGCCCACUCCAAACACGGGAGCAGAGACGGAAGCACUCAGACCGAUGGCCCUGCAGAGAGCACCUCUGCUUACCUGGUGUCAGAGCCCGACAGCCUUCCGGGCUGCAGCAGUGGCCAGAGGGCAGCCUCUCUGGACUCUAUAGCUUCAUCCAGAGUCCAGGACUUGUCAGAUAUGGUGGAGAUACUGAUCUAAAGGAGGCGGUUCCUUGGGGACCCUGGAUCAUGCCCUCCCCUCCUCUGCCACUCGGCCAUUCCAGCAGCCCCCAACUGCAGCUUCCCUACUUUCCCCAGCCUUUGACCAUCCAGUCCCAGGAGCUCAGGAGGGAGUGCUGCAGGGGAGAGGUGCUGCUGAGAGACCAGCACCCCAGCAGAUUCCACUUAAGCUACAUUCCACCCGUGCCCAUGGAGAAUGCAGAUCCCCUCUAUACCUGCUGCUGGGAUAGCAAAAGAAAGCCCAGAAGGUGUCUGAGCGCCCUCUGCCCUGCCAGUCGCCAUUUAGGCAAGGAGGCAGAGGGGAUGUGUUGGCUUGGGCAGCUGAUUCCCAAGGAUGGUUGUCCAUGGGCACCAAGUUGGGUAGCCAGCCAUGGUUUUCUCUGGCUAAGUUUGUGUCUAGCCAACCUCAUCUGUUCUUCAGCUCCUCACUGCCUUCUUGGGAACACAAGACUUGAAUCUUUUAGGGACUGUCGAGGGUGUGAAUCUUGCAGAAGUCACAGCUUCACUCCUCAUUUGGAAUAGGUUGGGGGCCAUUCAAGUGGACUGGGGGACAAUGUGUGGUUUGUAUAUAAUUCCCUUUCUUAUGGAACAGAAGACUGCAGCAUCUUGGUCCAGGUUGGUCUUCAUGGGCUGUGCUCAUUGUCUCUGCUACCAUGGUUCCCAAAAUUUCUGACUGGCUUCCCAGUUACUCUUCCUUCUCAAGUUCUUGGUCCGUGGAGUUGGAUGUAGGCUGAUACACAGGGUGUUGGUUCUUUUUGUCCAUCAGACCCUGUCUUAAAUGCCUAGAGGAUCUCCAGCCUUUUGAAGCUUCUGUCCCUGGGACAUCCUGUCAUUUUGAUUAUAAACUCUGAGCCAGAUGAAAUGAGCCACCAUACACAGACAUCUGCGACGCCCACCUGUGCACAUGGGUGACCUUGCCCAGCACUAGUUCUCUCUGAGGAAACUGGAGAAGUUGUCUUGUUCUCAUAAAUGUCUUUGUUCCCACCUGGAGGGUCUGGAACACUGAUGUUGAAAACUAGUCAAUGAGACAAGAUGUCAAUUGUCCUCUGAGUGGAGUCUGUAUCACAAAGUAGCCCCGUGAGGCUGGCUCCUCAAGCUACCCAUCCCCAGCCCGGAACCCAGGCCAGACCCUUGGAACUAAGGUGAUCCCACCUGGCAGCCUACAGCAGCAGUGACUUUGACUUCUGGUCUUAAAGUGCCCCAGUUAAGCCCAGGAGCAAUUGGUGGGUUUUAGCAGCUUUGUCCUUACUAUUUCUAGUUUUUCUCAACUCUUUGUUGUUGUGUUUUUUUCUUCACUGUUUUUAGAUUCAAUAUGUGUUGUUUUAUUCCCAUGGUUCCCUGAAUUUCCUUUUUAAACAUUUGCAUUUGCUGGCCAAUUGCAUAUUUUUUUAAAUUCCCCCUACCUCUGUUUAAAGCUGAAAAAUACACUUGGUUCAUGUGCAUUGUUUACAAAGCAAAAAAGGAAAAAAAAAGGCAAAAAAAUAUUGUGAAAGGUAAAAAAAAAAAAAAAACAACUUAAUAUAUUUUGGAUUAAUAUUUGGUAUUUCUUUUAAAGUAUUUUUUGUGCUGUGAACGUUUUCUGCCAAAGACCAUGAUGUGUGUCUAUGUGUUUAAGUUAUCAUAAAUAUUUAAAAUGUAAACAUGGCUGUUUUAUUAUGCCACCCUGUACCAGGAUUGCUGCUGCAUUCCACUGGGUAUAACAGUAUUUUAAUAAAAAAAAUUAUUAAGA
Messenger RNA from Chinchilla lanigera (long-tailed chinchilla), 4364 nucleotides. RefSeq names its product angiomotin like 2 (gene Amotl2). The record is from RefSeq and is a predicted model, not a curated record. Gene Ontology annotation, cellular component: cytoplasmic vesicle; bicellular tight junction; plasma membrane. Gene Ontology annotation, biological process: establishment of cell polarity involved in ameboidal cell migration; regulation of cell migration; hippo signaling. NCBI's taxonomy places the organism in Eukaryota, Metazoa, Chordata, Mammalia, Rodentia, Chinchillidae. The coding region runs from base 300 to 2615 and encodes 771 amino acids. The transcript has 10 exons.